CUGCCUCCGUUCACGGCCAUGCGGAUCUGGGUAUCUGCACCCUCAACGACAUGCGCGCCAAUGCGGAAAUGAUCUCCAACCUUUCCCCAACCACGCCCGUCAUUGCCGAUGCGGACACUGGAUACGGCGGCCCGAUCAUGGUUGCUCGCACGACUGAACAAUACUCGCGCUCUGGAGUUGCCGCCUUUCACAUCGAGGACCAGGUUCAGACGAAACGCUGCGGCCAUCUUGGGGGCAAGAUUCUCGUGGACCAAGACACCUACGUGACGCGGAUUCGCGCUGCCGUACAGGCUCGUCAGCGGAUUGGUAGCGACAUCGUGGUGAUUGCGCGAACAGAUGCCCUGCAGGUCCGCGGCUACGAGGAAAGUGUGGCACGACUGCGGGCGGCGCGCGACGCUGGGGCAGAUGUAGGGUUCCUCGAGGGCAUCACAUCUAAGGAAAUGGCUCGACAGGUGGUGCAGGACCUGGCAGGGUGGCCACUGCUUUUGAACAUGGUCGAGCAUGGCGCGACACCGGACAUCACGGCGCAGGAAGCCAAGGAGAUGGGAUUUCGGAUCAUCAUCUUCCCUUUCGCAGCCAUCGGUCCAGCUUAUAAGGCCAUGCAGGAGGCGAUGGAAAAGCUCAAGAGGGAUGGCAUCCCAGGAUUGAGUAAGGACAUGACACCACAGAUGCUGUUCCGCGUUUGCGGGCUCGACGAGAGUAUCAAGGUGGACGCCGAGGCGGGCGGCGCUGCCUUCGAGGGCGGGGUUGAGCUGCAGAAGUAAAUCGUCGCCUCCGAAC
Messenger RNA from Aspergillus japonicus CBS 114.51, 780 nucleotides. RefSeq names its product isocitrate lyase/PEP mutase family protein. Gene Ontology annotation, molecular function: catalytic activity. The coding region runs from base 51 to 764 and encodes 237 amino acids. The transcript has a single exon. NCBI's taxonomy places the organism in Eukaryota, Fungi, Ascomycota, Eurotiomycetes, Eurotiales, Aspergillaceae. The record is from RefSeq and is a predicted model, not a curated record.